Molecule: messenger RNA, 1879 nt
Organism: Bufo bufo (common toad)
Lineage: Eukaryota; Metazoa; Chordata; Amphibia; Anura; Bufonidae
Gene: TOMM40
Product: translocase of outer mitochondrial membrane 40
Exons: 10
Coding region: 117-1127 (336 amino acids)
Biological process (GO): protein import into mitochondrial matrix
Cellular component (GO): mitochondrial outer membrane; mitochondrial outer membrane translocase complex
Molecular function (GO): transmembrane protein transporter activity
Source: RefSeq, a predicted model, not a curated record
AAUACCGUGAGAGGAGGCGGGGCUUGAGUGGCUUGCCGGUUUGGCUGCGCGUGUCGUGCGUGAGUGUAUGUGAAAAAUCCCGUAGACCCCCCAGGAAAGAGAAGAGCCACGCAAAAAUGGGGAACGUUCUAGCUGCCAGUUCUCCUGCACCACCCCCUGCCGGAUCUCCCCCAGGCCCAGGUUUAGUAAAUGUUCCUCCGGGAUUCACAAUGCCCCCUGUUUCUGGCAUUGGCACAGCUGCUGAGAAGAAAGAACCCCAGGAAGAGCGGUUACCUAAUCCUGGCACCUAUGAGGAAUGUCAUCGCAAAUGUAAAGAGUUAUUCCCCAUGCAGAUGGAAGGAGUGAAACUGACUGUAAAUAAAGGGUUGAGCAAUUAUUUCCAGGUAAAUCACACAAUCACACUCAGUACUGUUGGCGACUCAAAUUAUCAUUUUGGAGCCACAUACGUUGGAACAAAGCAGCUGAGCCCCUCAGAGGCAUUCCCAGUAUUAGUAGGUGAUGUAGAUAACAGUGGCAGCCUGAACGCACAAAUAAUCCAUCAGCUAACUCAACACGUACGAUCAAAGGUGGCAUUACAGACUCAGCAGUCUAAGUUUGUGAACUGGCAGAUAGAUACAGAAUACAGAGGAGAAGAUUUCACCGCUGCAGUCACGCUCGGCAACCCAGAUGUAUUGGUGGGAUCUGGUAUUGUAGUUGCUCACUAUCUCCAAAGCAUCACUCCUAGUCUGGCACUAGGAGGGGAACUCGUCUACCAUAGGCGUCCUGGGGAGGAGGGAACAGUUAUGUCUCUAGCAGGAAGAUACACAGCUUCUAAUUGGACGGCGACACUCACACUGGGACAGGCUGGAGCACACGCAACGUAUUACCAUAAAGCCAACGAUCAGCUUCAAGUAGGAGUGGAGUUUGAAGCUAGCACUCGGAUGCAGGACACUAGUGUCUCCUUUGGUUACCAGCUGGACCUCCCCAAAGCCAACCUGCUUUUUAAAGGUUCAGUGGACAGUAACUGGGUUGUCGGUGCUACUUUAGAAAAGAAGCUCCCGCCGCUCCCCCUCACACUAGCCAUGGGAGCCUUCCUCAACCACGGGAAGAACAAAUUCCAGUGUGGCUUUGGCCUGACCAUUGGUUAACCUCAGCUUCUCGUGCUCAGCUUGUGGUCUCCCCUCCACGGUCAGACAUGUGGCCUCACCCUCCUGCUUUCUGACAGCCUCCACCACACCCUUUCAGAUUCUAAAUUUGCUCUUUCUCCCCAAACUCCUGCCAGACACAUUUUAUGACAUUUAUUUUAUCAUUGAGGCAGUGAAUGAGCGGUCUGUGAAUAUUUAAUGUAGGUACCUAGAAUGGAGAGAGAGCCGGCCUUGUUGUUCUCUCCGCCUUCCAUGUAUGUUCUCUGUGGGGAGGACGGGCUUUCCUUCUUUCUCUGGAGUCCUGCACUGAGGAUUUACUCCUUAUAGUUGUCUUAUUUUAUCGUCUCUCUUAUCAGCUAUUCAUCAGUUCUUCCCAUGGGGAUUUUGAAGUGUGAAUGUAGGGGGGUAUUCAUCCUGUGUGUGGUGGUUCUGUCAUCUGCUCCCCUCCUCUAUUUCUUUUUUCUACAGAUUACUAGGGAACUGUCCUAUAUGGGGGAGGGGGUCAGGUCUGUUCUGGGCCUUACCUGAGCCCUCUGUCCUUAUAGACCUUGUGCUGCUGUCGGAGGGGGGUGGGGGUGAGUCCUGCUGCCACCUGAUCUCCAUCUUUAGGUGCGUGGAUGUAAAUCAUGUUUAUAAGUUAUAAAAAAAAAAAGAAACAAUAUGGCAUUGAUCUUUUACACAAAACGAAUAAGUAGCCCAAAGCAAAGUCAUGACCGGGCCUGUACAGCACUAAUAAAGUGACUUCUGCAAUGGGA